Molecule: messenger RNA, 1503 nt
Organism: Knipowitschia caucasica
Lineage: Eukaryota; Metazoa; Chordata; Actinopteri; Gobiiformes; Gobiidae
Source: the annotation of a GenBank genome assembly
AUGGGCCCCACUCUUGUGCUAUAUCUGCAAGAGUCUGGCUUCUCCCACUCUGCAUUCACCUUUGGCAUAGAGAGCCAUAUCAGUCAGUCUAACAUCAAUGGAGCGCUGGUGCCCCCUGCUGCCCUUAUAUCCAUCAUUCAGAAGGGACUGCAGUAUGUGGAGGCUGAAGUCAGCAUCAAUGAGGACGGGACGUUGUUUGAUGGAAGGCCCAUUGAGUCUUUGUCCCUGAUUGAUGCUGUGAUGCCAGAUGUGGUACAAACCAGGCAACAGGCAUACAGGGACAAGAUGGCACAGCAGGCAGCGACCGGCAGCGGGACCCAGGGAACCGCCAAGAACGGAGAAGGAACUGCAAAUGGUGAAGAAAACGGAUCACUCACUGUAGCGAAUCAUCAUUCAGAGAUGAUUGAAGUGGAUAGAGAUGUAGAGAUUCCUCAGAGUAAAGCGAUGGUCCUAAGAGGCCACGAAUCUGAAGUUUUCAUCUGUGCCUGGAAUCCUGUCAAUGACCUGCUUGCAUCAGGGUCGGGGGAUUCGACGGCUCGAAUAUGGAACCUAAGUGAGAACAGCUCGGGCGGCUCAACUCAGCUGGUUCUGAGGCACUGCAUUCGGGAAGGAGGCCAGGACGUACCCAGUAACAAAGACGUCACCUCACUGGACUGGAAUAGUGAAGGCACGCUUCUUGCAACAGGUUCAUAUGAUGGUUUUGCAAGAAUAUGGACAAAAGACGGUAACUUGGCAAGUACUUUAGGGCAGCAUAAAGGACCUAUAUUUGCACUCAAGUGGAAUAAGAAAGGAAACUUUAUACUCAGUGCUGGUGUAGAUAAGACGACAAUUAUCUGGGAUGCUCACACAGGAGAAGCAAAGCAGCAGUUUCCUUUCCACUCAGCGCCGGCCCUGGACGUAGACUGGCAGAGCAACAACACAUUUGCCUCGUGCAGCACAGACAUGUGUAUACAUGUGUGUAAACUGGGCCAGGACCGACCUGUGAAGACGUUCCAGGGACACACUAACGAGGUGAAUGCCAUUAAAUGGGAUCCCACUGGCAGUUUGCUGGCAUCUUGCUCUGAUGAUAUGACACUGAAGAUCUGGAGUAUGAAACAGGACACAUGUGUUCAUGACCUCCAAGCCCACAGCAAAGAAAUCUAUACCAUCAAGUGGAGCCCCACAGGUCCUGGUUCCAAUAACCCCAGUGCCAACCUCAUGCUGGCCAGUGCGUCCUUUGACUCCACCGUUCGCCUUUGGGAUGUGGAGCGGGGUGUGUGCAUCCACACGCUGACGCGGCACCAGGAGCCGGUCUACAGUGUGGCCUUCAGUCCGGACGGCCGACACUUGGCCAGCGGCUCCUUCGACAAGUGUGUUCACAUCUGGAACACUCAGACGGGAGCCUUGGUCAAUAGCUACCGUGGGACUGGGGGAAUCUUUGAGGUUUGCUGGAACGCCACAGGAGACAAAGUAGGGGCCAGUGCGUCAGAUGGAUCUGUUUGUGUAUUAGACUUGAGAAAAUGA